AUGAAAUCAAUAUUAAUUACUACUGGAGCCACCAUUACUUUCAAAUCAUUAAUUGAAAUAAUUUUAUCACCUCAAUUUCUUAAUAAUUUAAUAAAUUUAAAAAUUAAUAAAUUAAUAAUACAAUAUGGUCAUGAAAUUAAAAAUUCAAUUAAUUUAAGUGAAAUUUUUUUCAAUGAAAUCAUUAAUAAAUAUAAUUUAAUUAAUUUAUUUAAUCUAAAACGGAAAGAAAUUUCUACCAUAGGCAACAAUGACAACGACAACGACAACGACAACAAUGAUGACGACAAUGACGACGAAGGAAUACAAUUAUUUAAGAAUUGUGAUAUUGAAAUUUUGGCAUUUUCAUAUAGUUCAAAUAUUAAUAAAUAUAUUGAAAAAAUUGAUUUAAUAAUUAGUCAUGGAGGUACAGGAUCAAUUAUUGAUAGUUUAUAUUUAAAUAAACCAUUAAUUAUUAUUAUUAAUGAUAAAUUAAUGGAUAAUCAUCAAUUAGAAAUUGCUCAACAAUUUAAAAAAUUAAAUUAUUGUAUAUAUUAUUCAAUUAAAGAUUUAAAAAAAUAUGUUAAUGUUAAUGUUAAUGCCAAUGUCAAUAAUAAUGAUAAUAAUGAUAAUGAAAAUAUGGAUAAUAAUGAAUUUUGGAAUCAAUUGAAUCAAUUAAUUAAUGGGAAUUUAAUAUUGAAGAAAUUACCUCAAACUAAUGGAUCAAUAAUUGAAACCAUAAUUUGUGAAGAAUUAGAUAAAAAUUGA
This is a messenger RNA of Candida dubliniensis CD36, 744 nucleotides long. Its product is annotated as N-acetylglucosaminyldiphosphodolichol N-acetylglucosaminyltransferase catalytic subunit. Bases 1 to 744 code for a protein of 247 amino acids. Gene Ontology annotation, molecular function: hexosyltransferase activity. Lineage: Eukaryota; Fungi; Ascomycota; Pichiomycetes; Serinales; Debaryomycetaceae. The record is from RefSeq and is a predicted model, not a curated record. The transcript has a single exon. Gene Ontology annotation, biological process: dolichol-linked oligosaccharide biosynthetic process.